CCGGCCACCGCCAGCCCUGCUCGCGCGCUCUUGCCUCCGCCCGCGGGUAUUAAUAGCUGAGCGCCCCUGCUGCACGCACAGCCCGAAGCCGCCGCGCCCUCUGCAGCCGGGCCCGGAGCUGCUUAGCCGGGAGGCCGGGAGUAGAAGCCGGAGCCGCCGGCGCCGUGGAGAUAUUCCAUAAUCUGCUCUCAUCAUGGGAGAAAUAGAACAGAGGCCAACUCCAGGAUCGCGACUGGGGGCCCCAGAGAAUUCGGGGAUCAGUACCUUGGAACAUGGACAGAAGCCACCCCCAACGCCUUCAGGAAAACUCAUGUCCAUCAAAAUCCAAAUGCUGGAUGACACCCAGGAGGCAUUUGAAGUUCCACAAAGAGCCCCUGGGAAGGUGUUGCUGGAUGCGGUUUGCAACCACCUCAACCUCGUAGAAGGCGACUAUUUUGGCCUCGAGUUUCCUGACCACAAAAAGAUCAUGGUGUGGCUGGAUCUCUUAAAACCUAUUGUCAAGCAGAUUAGAAGGCCAAAGCAUGUUGUUGUUAGGUUUGUGGUGAAAUUCUUUCCACCUGACCACACACAACUCCAAGAAGAACUCACGAGGUACCUGUUUGCUCUGCAGGUGAAGCAGGACCUGGCUCAGGGCAGGCUGACGUGCAAUGACACCAGCGCUGCCCUCUUGAUCUCGCACAUUGUCCAAUCUGAGAUUGGGGAUUUUGACGAAGCAUCAGACAGAGAACACUUAGCAAAAAAUAAGUACAUACCUCAGCAAGAUGCACUAGAAGACAAAAUUGUGGAAUUUCACCAUAACCACAUUGGACAAACACCAGCAGAAUCGGAUUUCCAGCUCCUGGAGAUUGCCCGUAGGCUGGAGAUGUAUGGGAUCCGGUUGCACCCAGCUAAGGACAGGGAAGGUACUAAGAUCAACCUGGCUGUUGCGAACACAGGAAUUCUAGUGUUUCAGGGUUUCACGAAGAUCAAUGCCUUCAACUGGGCAAAGGUGCGGAAGCUGAGCUUCAAGAGGAAGCGCUUUCUCAUCAAGCUCCGCCCAGAUGCCAAUAGCUCAUACCAGGAUACCUUGGAAUUCCUAAUGGCCAGUCGGGAUUUUUGCAAAUCCUUCUGGAAAAUCUGUGUUGAACAUCACGCCUUUUUUAGACUUUUUGAAGAACCCAAACCAAAGCCAAAGCCUGUGCUCUUUAGUCGAGGGUCAUCAUUUCGGUUCAGCGGCCGGACUCAGAAGCAGGUUCUCGACUAUGUUAAAGAAGGAGGACAUAAGAAAGUGCAGUUUGAAAGGAAACACAGCAAGAUUCAUUCCAUCAGGAGCCUUGCUGUGCAGCCCACAGAGCCGAAUUCAGAAGUGCCAAAACAAGCCCAGCAGAGUGCCAGCCUCGCUCUCGGAGAAGGUGCUGACUCCCCCGGGGACCAGAGCAGCCAGCAAGGGAAGGAACUGCAGGUCUCCGCCGAGGAGUGUGCGCUGCACCAGAGCCCCUCUCUGCAGAAGAGCCCAGUGGGCAACAAGGCGGCAGAUGGAGCUGCGAAGGCGGCGCCGGAGGAAGAGGAGGCGGCCGUCAAGGACAGGACCCAGCAGAGCAAACCGCAGCCCCUGCAGCCAAGCACAGGCUCCCUGACUGGUAGUCCUCACCUUUCAGAGCUGUCCAUCAACUCGCAGGGAGGAGCCGUGCCCGCCAACGUGAUCUUGUCUCCCAACCUGAGCCCCGACACCAAGCAGGCCUCUCCCUUGGUCAGCCCGCUGCUGAAUGACCAGCCGUGCCCACGGACCGACGACGAGGAGGAGGGCCGGAGGAAGAGAUUCCCAACGGACAAAGCGUACUUCAUCGCUAAGGAAGUAUCCACCACUGAGAGAACGUAUCUGAAGGAUCUUGAAGUCAUCACUUCGUGGUUUCAGAGCACAGUGAGCAAGGAGGACUCCAUGCCCGAAACAUUGAAAAGUCUCAUAUUCCCGAACUUUGAACCUUUGCACAAAUUUCAUACAAAUUUUCUCAAGGAAAUUGAGCAACGACUAGCCCUGUGGGAAGGCCGCUCAAAUGCCCACAUCAGAGGAGAUUACCAAAGAAUCGGAGAUGUCAUGCUGAAGAACAUUCAGGCCAUGAAGCAACUGGCAGUUCACCUGUGGAAGCACGGCGAGGCCUUGGAGGCCCUGGAGACCAGCAUCCGGGGCUCCCGGCGGCUGGAGAACUUGUGCAGAGACUUCGAGCUACAGAAGGUAUGCUACCUGCCGCUCAACACCUUCCUCCUGCGCCCGCUGCACCGGCUCAUGCACUACAAGCAGGUCCUGGAGCGGCUCUGCAAGCACAACCCGCCCAACCACGCCGACUUCAGGGACUGCCGCGCGGCUCUAGCAGAGAUUACGGAAAUGGUGGCACAGCUUCACGGCACGAUGAUCAAGAUGGAGAAUUUCCAGAAGCUGCACGAACUCAAGAAAGAUUUGAUCGGCAUCGACAAUCUUGUGAUUCCAGGAAGGGAAUUCAUCCGCUUGGGCAGCCUCAGCAAGCUCUCCGGGAAGGGGCUUCAGCAGCGCAUGUUUUUCCUGUUCAACGACGUCUUGCUGUACACGAGCCGGGGACUGACGGUCUCGAAUCAGUUUAAAGUCCACGGGCAGCUCCCACUCUAUGGCAUGACCAUAGAGAACAGCGAAGACGAGUGGGGCGUGCCCCACUGCCUCACCCUGCGGGGCCAGCGGCAGGCCAUCAUCGUGGCUGCCAGUUCCCGGGCUGAGAUGGAGAAGUGGGUUGAGGACAUACAAAUGGCCAUUGAUCUGGCAGAAAAAAGCAGCGGCCCCACUCCCGAGUUCCUCGCCAGCAGCCCCCCUGACAGCAAGUCCCCCGACGAGGCCACAGCGGCCGACCAGGAGUCAGAGGACGACCUCAGCGCCUCGCGCACCUCGCUGGAGCGCCAGGCCCCGCACCGCGGCAACACCAUGGUGCACGUGUGUUGGCACCGCAACACCAGCGUGUCCAUGGUGGACUUCAGCGUGGCCGUGGAGAAUCAGUUGUCUGGGAACCUGCUGAGGAAAUUCAAAAACAGCAACGGGUGGCAGAAGCUGUGGGUGGUGUUCACGAACUUCUGCCUGUUCUUCUACAAGUCACACCAGGACAAUCACCCGCUCGCCAGCCUGCCCCUGCUCGGAUAUUCGCUCACCAUUCCCUCGGAGUCUGAGGACAUCCACAAAGACUACGUGUUCAAGCUGCAUUUCAAGUCCCACGUGUACUACUUCCGGGCUGAAAGCGAAUACACGUUUGAAAGGUGGAUGGAGGUGAUCCGAAGUGCCACCAGCUCGGCCUCCCGUGCCCACGUCCCGAGUCACAAAGAAUCUCACGCGUACUGACGGCAGGACGGUCUGUUGGCUGCUUUCCCGGCAGACAUUCUGUAUUAAUGAAGCGUAGUCACAUUAACACCCGUCUGGGAAACGAGCGUGGUUUUACAGCAGCCCGCGCCCGUCUCCGCAGAGCCACUUCCCUUGUCUU
Molossus molossus (Pallas's mastiff bat) is the source of this 3473-nucleotide messenger RNA. It is a transcript of the gene FARP1, whose product is annotated as FERM, ARH/RhoGEF and pleckstrin domain protein 1. The record is from RefSeq and is a predicted model, not a curated record. Gene Ontology annotation, cellular component: cytoskeleton. The transcript has 27 exons. Lineage: Eukaryota; Metazoa; Chordata; Mammalia; Chiroptera; Molossidae. Bases 194 to 3334 code for a protein of 1046 amino acids. Gene Ontology annotation, molecular function: cytoskeletal protein binding; guanyl-nucleotide exchange factor activity.